This is a messenger RNA of Haliotis rufescens (red abalone), 4045 nucleotides long. RefSeq names its product desmoplakin-like. Gene Ontology annotation, molecular function: protein binding; structural molecule activity. The coding region runs from base 589 to 3066 and encodes 825 amino acids. Gene Ontology annotation, biological process: wound healing; intermediate filament cytoskeleton organization. The transcript has 18 exons. The record is from RefSeq and is a predicted model, not a curated record. Gene Ontology annotation, cellular component: cytoplasm; intermediate filament; cytoskeleton. Lineage: Eukaryota; Metazoa; Mollusca; Gastropoda; Lepetellida; Haliotidae.
CAACAGCAGGUGUAUCACUCUGUCUGCCAUAGUGACGGACAAACGUUGUGUGCGUGGAGACGUGGGCCCACCCUGGACCCGACUAACCCUCCCUGACAGACCUGGGCCGGACUGGGGUGCCGAGUAACCCUAGGCAUUGCCCCUGGAUACUUAAUAUUCCACGUAUUAAGUCCAUCCGCCCAGCCGGAACGACAGCAAGUCAUGCAUGUGUCAUGGCCGCGUAGGCAUGUGUUCUACUCAGUGACCUUGUGGAUACAGUUUUCUUUGAGUGCAUAGUCAUUGUAAUUUCGAACUGUCCAAAGCGUGUCCCGGACUCUACAGUUGACUAGUACGGACUCUCUCCCCACCUCGGAAAGUGUUUAAGUGUUUACAACAAUGCUUUGAAGAGGACAGAUACUGUGUUGCGACCUGACCCAUAUUUCGUUUCGAGUUGUUUUACGGAGGCACAGUGUCUAGUGAGAGGAGAAAUGUCUGUACGGUGGUGAUCCUUUCACCACCCACUCAGAUCCCCAGUGCUGAUCUCGCCAGCACCCGAUACUCCACCUGCACGGCGAGGAGUGGUCAGACGCAGGACACAGACCUACCACCAUGCUGACAGCCGCUCUCAUCUGGUUCUACUUUCGUGACCUGGCCAACUACCUGUUGGACUGUGCCGAGUACCGCCACCAGAGGAAAAUGGCGAAGUCUGAGGUACAGAAAUGCCUGGAUUGGCUGUUUGAACAACAGGGGGAACUGGAGUGCGCCAGUUUCGGCCAGGGGGAGAGCGGUGUCAUUCGGGCACUGGGUCUGCAGAGAGCGAAGGCGGUCCAGAUCAAAGAAUUCAGUCAGCAGAUAGACAAGGUCGUUCAGAACCCGAAAGUUGGCGAUGAUGAGGCGGUUGAUCUGAAGGGCAGAUACAACUCAGUAGAAGCGCUGUCAUCCAAACGAGGUUCAUGCUUUGAGGUCAUUUCGCAAAUCUCAGGGCUGCAGGAAUUGGUUGAGAACAUGUCCACCGAGUUCGACUCCCGGGCCGUGCACCUCGUCAACACCGGGGAGGCUGGAAAAACCAAGGGCAGCGUUGACCAAACUAACGAGAGCAUGGCAAGAACUGCACAGAACUGCAUCACGGCUGUGAGGAAGAACUGGAAGUGGAUCCUGACCACGAUGCAGUGUGCUGAGGUCCAACUGAAGAAUGCAGCAGCCUACCAGGAGUACUUCCACGAGGUGGAGGAGGCGGAGUAUUGGAUGAACACCACACUGUCCCGGAUCCAUCUCUCGUUCGACCGACAGAAGCUCAAUGGAGACAGGGCGGACGCCAGAGCCAUUCUGAAUGAGAUCAGGGACGUGCUCCUGGCCUACCUACAGUGGCAGACCAAGGUGGACAAUCUGUUUGACCGCAGCAGGAACAUAGUCCCCGUGCCGCUGAGGCUCAAGAAGCUGACUGACCCACGUCCUGCUCUGGUGCUGACCGACUUCCGCUCAGACGAGAUCGAGCUGAAUGAAGGGGAGACUAUUACCGUCGUUGACAACACCAACCGCCGGAAGUGGAGGGUGACCAACAGUCGUGGUCAGACUGGAGAAGUGCCGGCCGUAAUACUGGUGAUCCCGGGGCCGUCCGGCGAGGCAGUGGACGCUGCGAUCAGACUCCGACUGCAGUUGUUGUCACUGUGGACGACUUCAGUGAAGCGCCUUGGGUACCAGAUGCUGGCCUUCAUGCUAAUCGUCUUCAAGGACUGGGACGAGGAUGAGAAUGCCAACUCUAAGGACAAGGUGUCCAUCCUCCAGUGUAUGAAGAAGACGGACAAGCUGGAGCUUCUGCGCAUACUCAAGUACAUCGAGGACACGUUGGGCAAGAACUGGACAGGCUACACCGACUACAGCGAGCUGGAGGAACGAAUGGCAAGACUGCGUAUGAUUCUGGAAGAGGCGCCGGAAGGGGGUGUUUCCGAUGACGAGCUGCUGUCGACUGUCGUGGUGCAGAUCAAGACACUGGAGGAGAUGCUGAUGAAAUACAGUGACUUCUGGGCGUACUGGGAGACGUUCAAGGUGAUCGUGGAGCUUCUGAAACAGCCCAAGCACCUGCUGGUGUGUGACAAGUGGGACCAGCUCCGAUACAUCACAACAGCCCACUUCGUCAAGUUCUGGGACACACACCUGGAUAUUGAGGACAUCAAGAAGUCGCAAGCAUCGCUGGCGCUGUACGAGACGCCACGGGAGGCGAUGCCAGUCAGUAGUGAGGUGACCGUGGAGACACAGCAUGAGGAGACGACCUCCGAGGAGGUUGUGUCGGAGGAGGUGGAGGAAUGUCACACUUUUAUUGUCAAGGGAGUGUUAGAUCCGAACAACAACAACGAGAUGACUCUACAGGAAGCCAUCUUGAAGGGAAUCAUCGACCAGGCUAAGGGUCUGUACAUUAACCCACGUUCCGGGCGGUCUAUGGAUGUCAACGAGGCCAUCAAUGACGGAAAGAUACUCAUGGAGAUUGUGUCGAAGCAAAAGAUCCGUGAAGAGAAGAAGACCUUUGGCUUGAUCACUAUCAAGACCACUCACGAGACACGGCCCUUCAGCAUCCUGGCUGUUCUUGACCCACACACAGAUGAGAGACUGUCUCUCGACCUGGCAAUGGAAAGGGGAGUCGUGGACAGCAGCUGUGCGGAAUACAAGACUGAUUCUGGGGAGAAGAUGGCAAUAGCUGACGCCAUCUCCAGCGGACUAGUGGUGGUGGAGUAUGACGAAAAGCAUCAGCCACAUGUAAAGCCAGAGGUUGUGACGAAGACGUACAGCGUGAGUGGCGUGGUUGACCAGCUGCGGAAGGAAAAGGUGCCGUUCAGUGACGCCAUCAGACAGGGGCUUCUGGACAAGGAGACCGGUGAGUACAUCAACAACAAGACCCAUCAGAAGAUCUCCGUGCACGAAGCCAUCAUGAAGGGCUUCAUCAAAGCCAGGGUGGUGGCGGACCCAAGCAAACUGGAUAUUGACCCUAAGAAUAAGAUCAUUGUACAGAAGUUUGAAAAUGCCAAGACCAAGUUGAUGAGAGGUGUGAAGGCCAUGAAGGCGUUUAAGUCCCUUGGAAAACCUCUGCCUUAACUGCUGAAGAGUGACACCAAAUAGCUAACAUGGUUGAUGGUAGAAGGAUUUGCUAGAUUUACAAGCAGUUUAUCUUCACCACAAGGAACGCCAUCAUUGAUGACCUCACAAAGAAGUUUUGAUUUCAUAGAUUGAAGAAGUAAUACUAACUAAUGGUGCUGAUUGUUACCCAUGAAGUAAAUAUUAACAAAUAGCUGUAUAUUUAAUUGAUGAGUAUGUUGUCAAUGAGCUACAAUGAUAUUUCGUGUAUUUUAAUAAUAUAGUAAUCACAUUCCGCAUUUAUUUAAAGCAUUUUCUGAUUAUAGGAAAAUGGCAACUGUCUGCGCCUGUCAAAUACAUUCCAUAUAAUCUUUUGUAGUGGAUUGCGAUACUCUUACUAUACAAAUAGCCUGUUUGUGUGAACCAUUGCAUCACACGGAUUGUCAUAUUGGUCGUCUUCAUGGAGUUCUCCGGCAGGCUUUAGCUGUCUCGAUUAUUCACUGUGUCUAUCUUAGUAACACUAUAUGCAUGUGAGAGUAGAUACUUCUACUUUUGGUAUGUGUGAGCACAUCAGCACCGUUAUCAUGCUACACGCGGUCGGCUGGAAUAUGUUCAAGGUUUUUGGAGUGAAGUAUGUAUGAUGUUACUAUGACGUUGUGUGCUAUAGCACCCAGGUGAUGGUCAACACUUUAUGCAGGAACCUGGAUGGGGUGAAGUAUAGGUGUUCUUGAAGUCAGGCAGGGCACAGUAUGAUUUAUUGAUGUUUUAGCAUGUCUUCAGAGACGUGAAGGGGAUGCAGUGUGGAGGCAGAUGGUGUCUCACGCCACGGAGAGUCACACUGCCAACACCGACUGCCGCACAGAAUACACGUGUGCAUUUCACAGGGUGCUUGUCUUUCUUUGUAGAUCUCUUUCAUGUAGAAUCUGAAUUGCGUUAUUGCAAAUGAAUAAUAUAUUUGUAUUGUUAUUACUUUAUCAAUUAAAUUUUACCGUUUUUAAAA